Haemonchus placei is the source of this 432-nucleotide messenger RNA. The record is from the annotation of a GenBank genome assembly. NCBI's taxonomy places the organism in Eukaryota, Metazoa, Nematoda, Chromadorea, Rhabditida, Trichostrongylidae.
AUGGAUACUCACGCUAUCGUCUUCUUUACUUCAUCGAAGACUGCUGCCAUCGUCGCGCUGUCAGCUAUUAAUGGAGGCCACAGAGUCAACGCUACCGUCAAAGUUCGUUGGAACAAGAAAAUCUACUUGGCCAAGAUUGUUCACAUCUCAUCAAAAGAUGAAUGUGAAAAGAAGAUAGGAGAUGUGACUGGGGACGGGAAACUGGUAGAGAGAUUCUUCACAAUAGGUGAGAGCAGUGUCACUCCUCAGGAUGGCAUUAACACUGGAAAGGAAAGCAACAACGGCACAACUGAAACAAUGGAGCAAAUAAAGGCAGGAAUGUUCGAGCUGAUGGAGCAGAUGAUGCAGAUGAAAAGAUUCAUGGCAGGAGGCUUCCACGAUGUCGUAAGAAGGAUUAGAUAUGCUCUCCAUAAAAAAAUGUCACGCACCUGA